AUGUCAGCUAAGACUCUUGUGUACGGCGCUAGCUUCUUGAGCGGUCUCGCUAUCCUCGGAUACGUUUUCACCGUUGGAUACAUCUUCAACGACAUCAAUGAGUUCUACGAUCAGACCAUGGAAACUAUGGAUGAGUUCAAGCUGAACGAACGUGGAGCCUGGCAUGGAAUGGUUGAGCGCACUCGUGCUCCAUCUGAGAUUCUCUUCGGACGUGCUAAGAGACAAGCCGGACAAUGCAACUGCGGAGCUCAAUCUUCCGGAUGCCCAGCUGGACCACCAGGACCACCAGGAGCUCCAGGAGCUCCAGGAGAUGAUGGACAUCCAGGAGAUGCUGGAAAGCCAGGAGCUAGCGGUGUCUCUGUUGGAGUCUCGUCUGAAGCUGGAGGUUGCAUCAAGUGUCCAGCCGGAGAACCAGGACCAGCCGGAGCUCCAGGACCAGACGGACCAGCUGGACCGGAUGGACAACCAGGGCAAGACGGACCAGCCGGACAACCAGGACCAGCAGGAACAGCCGGACCAGUCGGAGAUGCUGGAGCUCCAGGAGCCCCAGGACAAGAUGGACAACCAGGAGCACCAGGAAAGGACGGACAAAGAUCUACUGGAACCCCAGGAGCCGCCGGAGCACCAGGACCAGCCGGACCAGCCGGACAAGAUGGACAACCAGGUGCCGCUGGAGGUCCAGGAGAGGCUGGAGCUCCAGGAGCACCAGGACCAGACGGACAACCAGGACAGCCAGGACAAGAUGGAGAGGCUGGAGCUCCAGGACAAGAUGGACAACCAGGAGCCGAUGCUGCUUACUGCCCAUGCCCAGCCAGAUCUGUGGCUGUUCAACGCAGUGCUUCUCGCAGAAGAGCAUCCAAGGUCGUUGUUGCUUAA
Molecule: messenger RNA, 876 nt
Organism: Caenorhabditis briggsae
Lineage: Eukaryota; Metazoa; Nematoda; Chromadorea; Rhabditida; Rhabditidae
Exons: 2
Coding region: 1-876 (291 amino acids)
Molecular function (GO): structural constituent of cuticle
Source: RefSeq, a predicted model, not a curated record